Messenger RNA from Motacilla alba alba, 1474 nucleotides. RefSeq names its product Aly/REF export factor (gene ALYREF). The transcript is spliced from 6 exons. Gene Ontology annotation, biological process: mRNA export from nucleus. Gene Ontology annotation, molecular function: mRNA binding. Gene Ontology annotation, cellular component: nucleus. The coding region runs from base 237 to 1217 and encodes 326 amino acids. The record is from RefSeq and is a predicted model, not a curated record. NCBI's taxonomy places the organism in Eukaryota, Metazoa, Chordata, Aves, Passeriformes, Motacillidae.
CACUCCUGGCGGCACAUGGGACAGUGCUGCUGCACCUGCUGCGAGUUCAGCCACUUGAGGAUGCAGUGCAUGUGGAAGCAGUGCGAACACUGCCCCCACACCAACGGGCAGUCGUCGCCGGGAACCUUACCUGCGGCACGGACACAGCGUCAGCGCCGCGCAGCGCGCAGUGCCCGCUGCCGGCGCCGGUGCCGCACUCACAGUCGGGGCAGCAGCCGUUGAAGGCCAUCCGGCAGAUGCCGCAGUUCUCGUCGUUCGCCACCCACAGCCAGGACGCGACCCCGUGCCAGCUGCGCACGCGCACCCGCAUCUCCGGUGCCGGUGCCGGUGCCGCCGGAAGUGCCGCCCGCCCCACAGAGCGCCGCGCGCCCGCCGCGCCGCAGCCCCGCCCCUUCCGCUUCCGGCGCGGGCGCAGCGCGGCCGGAAGUGCGGGCGGGAGCGGUGCCGCCAUCAUGGCCGACAAGAUGGACAUGUCCCUGGACGACAUCAUUAAGCUCAACCGGAGCCAGCGCGGGGCCAGCCGGGGCGGCCGGGGCGGCCGGGGCCGGGGCGGCACCGCACGCGGGGGCGGGCCCGGCCGGGGCGGCGUUGGCGGCGGGCGCGCGGGCGGCGGCCCCGUGCGGAACCGGCCGGUGAUGGCCCGGGGCGGCGGCAGGAACCGUCCCGCGCCCUACAGCCGGCCGAAGCAACUCCCGGAGAAGUGGCAGCACGACCUGUUCGACAGCGGCUUCGGGGCGGGGGCCGGCGUGGAGACCGGCGGAAAGCUGCUCGUCUCCAACCUGGACUUCGGCGUUUCGGAUGCGGACAUCCAGGAGCUCUUUGCGGAGUUUGGGACCUUGAAGAAGGCAGCUGUGCACUAUGACAGAUCUGGCCGCAGCCUAGGGACGGCAGACGUGCAUUUCGAGAGGAAGGCUGAUGCACUGAAGGCCAUGAAGCAGUACAACGGGGUGCCCCUGGACGGGCGCCCCAUGAACAUCCAGCUGGUCACGUCACAGAUCGACACGCAGCGGAGACCAGCACAGAGCGUAAACAGAGGAGGCAUGACCAGGAACCACGGGGUCGCGGGGGGAUUUGGAGGAGGAGGCAACAGGCGAGGGACUCGUGGCGGGAACAGAGGGAGAGGCAGAGGAGCUGGAAGAACUUCCAAACAGCAGCUCUCUGCAGAAGAACUAGAUGCACAGCUGGAUGCUUACAAUGCCAGGAUGGACACCAGCUAAAGCGGCGGCAGCGGGCGCAGGGAAGGACUCCAGUCUUGCUCCACACUCCCGGCAGGGGCUGUGGCUACUACUACCGAGGAUGGGAUUUGUUUUACUUUUACGUUCUGGGAUAGGUUUUAACUCCUGUAAAGGUUUUUUUUAAUUCUCAGCAGACCUGUUUUGUACCGAGUUAUUUUUGGGAUAAAUUUUUCUGGUUGCCUGUUGGGCCAAGGUGGCUUUUUCACCUUUGCCGUAAUAAAAUAGAACCAUGUCUAGAG